GAAGUUCUAACCGGAAGUCUUCACUUUGGUGAGCUGUGAAGUACAGUGUGAAUGGAGUAGCGGUGUCUAAAGCUGAAAGGUGACAGAACGGUCGACACCAGCUCAUUGUGUCGUGUAAUUGUGAUAUUAAGCGAAGAGUCUGACAGACACAUUUGUGACGAGCUUCGAAGAGAAGCGACUGAAUAAAGGCAUCGACUGUUGCGGCCUGUGCAGAUGGCGGCGGUGACUGUGAGCGGCAUCCACAAAAUGUACGGACUGUGUUCCCACGCUGUUCGUCAGACUGCAGGACUGAGGGCAGCGAGGCUGCUGCAGCAGCACAGAGCCUUCAGAGUCAGCGCGGUGCACCAACAGGAACCCUUUGACUCAUCACUGGAAAAGCCUCAGUUCCCUGGAGCAUCAGCUGAGUUUGUGGAUGAGCUUGAGUUCAUCCAGCCCAAUGUCAUCUCUGGGAUCCCAGUGUAUCGGGUGAUGGACAGGCAGGGAAAUAUCAUAAACCCCUCUCAAGACCCUCAGCUCUCUAAAGAAACGGUUCUGAACUUUUAUCAGAAGAUGACUAUGCUGAACACAAUGGACCGAAUUCUGUACGAGUCUCAGAGACAGGGUCGAAUCUCCUUCUACAUGACCAACUAUGGCGAGGAAGGGACACACAUUGGAAGUGCUGCUGCUCUUGACCAGAAUGACCUUGUCUUUGGUCAAUACAGAGAAGCUGGAGUGUUGAUGUACCGCGGGUUUCCCCUGGAUCUGUUCAUGGCUCAGUGUUACGCCAACGCCGAUGACUUGGGGAAGGGUCGACAGAUGCCCGUCCACUAUGGCUCCAAAGACCUGAACUUUGUCACCAUCUCGUCUCCCCUGGCCACUCAGAUUCCUCAGGCGGCUGGAGCUGCAUACGCAGUAAAGAGAGAAAACAUGAACCGUGCCGUGAUCUGUUAUUUUGGAGAGGGAGCGGCCAGUGAAGGGGACGCACACGCUGGCUUUAACUUCUCUGCCACCCUUGAGUGCCCGUUGAUAUUCUUCUGUCGUAACAACGGCUACGCCAUCUCCACCCCCACCAACGAACAGUACAGAGGAGACGGCAUUGCUGCUCGUGGUCCGGGUUACGGCAUGUUGUCCAUCCGCGUCGAUGGCAACGAUGUGUUCGCUGUGUACAACGCCACAAAGGAAGCUCGGCGCCGGGCUGUGGCAGAGAACCAGCCCUUCCUCAUAGAAGCAAUGACCUACAGAAUUGGCCACCACAGCACGAGCGACGACAGCUCGGCUUAUCGCUCGGUGGACGAGGUGAACUACUGGGACAAGCAGGACCACCCCAUCUCCAGGCUCAGGCAUUACAUGUCGACCCGCGGCUGGUGGAGCGAAGAUGACGAGAGGACCUGGAGGAAGCAGUCGCGCAAGAAGGUGAUGGAGGCGUUCGAGAGGGCCGAGAAGCGCCUGAAGCCGAAUCCGGAACUAAUGUUCACAGACGUGUACCAUGAGAUGACGCCCAGCCUGGACAAGCAGAGACAGGCCAUGUUUAAGCACGUGCAGCAGUACAAAGAGCACUACCCGCUGGACUUGUAUGAUAAAUAAUGGCCCUGACUAGGAAUUUUGGGGAAGGGUUGUUGUUGGUGUUUUGCUCUGUGGUGAAAUAAUUCAGAAAUGGUUUGGUGGUGAGACGAGAAAAAGAUGUUGCACACCUUUUGAAUAACGACUGUAAAGACGUUGUUUUGAUAGAAUCUGCCAUUUCUUUCUGCAGACCGUGCUUCCUGAAAAAUAUUGUACUUCAUACCUCUGGGUUUUGGUGCCUUCGGUUAUUAGAUUUCCUAUUUUCUAUGCAUUCUAAAAUCCACACGUGUUUCUGCUGCAGUGUGACUACAUUAUACAGAUAAAACUAACCACACAAGUCAAGCAAUAAGCGGUGGAGAUUCACAUGUGUUGUAUACGCUUCUCCCCCUGUACUGUUCUGCUUCAGUGUAUAUGGUGUUGACCAGGUUUCCUUGUGUAGCUCUGAGGUGACUGAUCUAACUUAACCUGUUUUAAUGGUUUCAAGCGCACAGAUUUUUGAUGGGUUUGUAUCAUGUUACGACACUAAAUCUCAGAACUGUACAGCCACCCAGCUCCUGUUACAUGUUUGGUGUUUGUAGAAAAUAAACUAUGGUAACCUAA
Solea senegalensis (Senegalese sole) is the source of this 2139-nucleotide messenger RNA. RefSeq names its product branched chain keto acid dehydrogenase E1 subunit alpha (gene bckdha). The transcript has 8 exons. Bases 214 to 1563 code for a protein of 449 amino acids. The record is from RefSeq and is a predicted model, not a curated record. Gene Ontology annotation, molecular function: oxidoreductase activity, acting on the aldehyde or oxo group of donors, disulfide as acceptor. Gene Ontology annotation, biological process: branched-chain amino acid catabolic process. NCBI's taxonomy places the organism in Eukaryota, Metazoa, Chordata, Actinopteri, Pleuronectiformes, Soleidae.